UGGCAGCUAAAGGAGAUCAUGGGGUGUUAAAUCCAUGUGCGCAAAUGGACAGACCUGACACUUGCCCAACUAUGGAAAAUAUGCUUCCUAAAGCAGUGAAGAGGAGAGUUCACGCCUUGAAACGGCUACAGGUGCAGUAUGCCAAUAUUGAGGCUCAGUUUUAUGAAGAGGUCCAUGAGCUCGAGAGGAAAUAUGCUGCCCUCUAUCAGCCGUUGUUUGACCAGAGACAAGAGAUUGUUGCUGGAACAGUGGAACCCACCGAUGAGGAGUGUGAGUGGAACAGUGACAGAGAGGAAGAAGACGAGCUAGCUGAAGAAAUAAAGGAAAAAGCAGCUAUUGAAGAUGUGAAGAAGGAAGAAGCUGUGCCAAUGGAAGAACCAAAAGGCAUCCCUGAGUUCUGGCUCACCAUUUUCAAAAGAGUGGACAUGCUGAGUGAUUUGCUGCAGGAGCAUGAUGAACCCAUACUUAAGCACUUGAAAGAUAUUCAAGUCAAGUUUUCUGAACCUGGUCAGCCAAUGAGUUUCACAUUGGAGUUCCACUUUGAGCCCAAUGGUUACUUCAACAAUGCAAUCCUCACAAAAGUCUACAAGAUGAAAUCAGAGCCAGAUGCAUCAGAACCAUUUUCAUUUGAAGGGCCAGAGAUCAUUGACUGUGAAGGCUGCAAGAUAGAUUGGCACAAGGGGAAGGAUGUUACAGUCAAAACUAUUAAGAAGAAGCAGAAGCAUAAAGGGCGCGGCACCGUCCGCACUGUUACAAAACAGGUCCCCAAUGACUCAUUCUUCAAUUUCUUUAGCCCUGUCAAAGUUUUGCCAGAUGCAGAAAUGGAUGAAGACUCGGAGUACACGAUAGCCACAGACUUUGAGAUUGGCCAUUUCUUUCGUGAGAGAAUAAUUCCCAGAGCAGUACUUUACUUCACUGGAGAAGCACUGGAAGAUGAUGAGAGCUUUGAUGACGACGAUUUGGAAGAGGAAGAUGAAGAGGAACUAGAUGAAGAUAGUGAGGACAAUGAUGAUGAGGGAGACUCUCACCCCAAGGCAUAAUCAAUCAUUCUCGCUAAACUCAUUUCUAGAAACAAGAGAUCCAGCCUGCCGAAUGCAAGCAGCAGUAACCGUGGUGAUGAGGGGAAUUGGUGGAAACUUGUUUGUCAAAUCCUUAGCCAAUCAGCAAGUAUCCAAAUUCACAUUGGCUCUGCUUCCCCCCGCGCAUAUAUAUAUAUAUAUAUAUAUAUAUAUAUAUAUAUAUAUAUAUAUAUAUAUAUAUAUAUAUAUAUAUAUAUA
Molecule: messenger RNA, 1277 nt
Organism: Thalassophryne amazonica
Lineage: Eukaryota; Metazoa; Chordata; Actinopteri; Batrachoidiformes; Batrachoididae
Gene: nap1l4a
Product: nucleosome assembly protein 1-like 4a
Exons: 13
Coding region: 45-1040 (331 amino acids)
Biological process (GO): nucleosome assembly
Cellular component (GO): nucleus; chromatin
Molecular function (GO): histone binding; chromatin binding
Source: RefSeq, a predicted model, not a curated record